AUGCCAGGCUUCACGACAGCGUCGGUGUUCCUACAAACCCUCUCUCGUGGAGGAGUAAAGUAUGCGUUCGUAAACUGGGGCUCUGACCACCCUGCGUUCCUCGAGGACCUAGAACGGCAGCGGCUGGACACUAAGGAUCCGAACGGAGAUACCGAGCCGAGCAUUGUGAUAUGCCCGAAUGAGAUGGUCGGCCUGAGUGCUGCGCAGGGGUAUACGAGCGUUACGGACAAGCCGGCGGCUGUCAUUGUACAUGUCGACGUAGGGACGCAGGCCUUAGCCGGAGCAGUACAUAACGUUGACAGGGGACGAGCACCCGUGCUGAUAUUCGCAGGUGCAUCUGCGCACAGCGUCAACGGAGAAUUGACUGGUAGUAGGAAUGAGUUCGUUAUGUGGUUGCAAGAUGUCCCGGACCAAGCUGCUAUAGUCCGCCAGUAUAUGAGAUACACCGGUCAAAUCAACAGCUCAAAGAACGUAGACAAGAUGGUCAUGAGAGCCUUGCAAGUUGCGCAGAGUGAACCGCGGGGCCCUGUAUAUCUAUGGGCCCGACGGGAAGUGACGGAGGAAGUCGUCGACGAGAGUGUGAUGAACCGUCCAUCGGAAGUACCAAAGUGGCCCAUUGUGGCACCUUGCGCUCUUUCGCCUGACGUUGCCACCACAAUCGCCACUGCGCUCCUCACAGCAAAAUUCCCCUUGAUCAUCACCUCUCACUUGACACGGAACAACCCAACCGCGAUGGACCCGCUUCUCGAGCUAUCUGAUUUGCUGGCUAUCCCGCUCUUCGCGAACUGCCCUUCCACGAUCAACUUCCCGUACUCUCAUCCGCAUUUUGCCGGCGUGUCGUACGGGACGGGUGUCUUUGAGCUGCUGCACAGGGCAGACGUUGUCCUGAUCAUGGACUCCGACAUACCGUUUAUCGAGCUGCAGGGAAAUAAACCACCUGAUGCAGCUAGAGUGUUCGUGAUUGACCGCGGGGACGUGCUAAGGACGACUACAGGGUACUGGCACGUCGACGCAGAGAUCCUGGCCAGGGCGGACGGUAGGGUUGCACUCCAGCAACUCGUGUCGGAUUUGAAGAGACUGGAUUCAGAGCGUACCCAGUCGGGUGAGCUCGGCAUCCUUGGAGGAGACGUGGUGAAGGUCCGGAGGCAGGACGUCAAGGACUGGCAUGACGCCCUCAUCCAGCGUCUCGAUGAAGCAGAAUUGACGCUUCCCACCCGUUCGCCCGAGGCUUUCUCCUCACCGAAUGUGCUGGGCGCUCUGAGAAAGACGCUGAUCGCGCAGGAUCUCCAUCGUGACACCCUCGUCUUAAACGAGGGUAUCUCCAACUACGUGGAAGUCUUUAAUCACUUGAGGCCCGACGCACCAGUGUCCUACCCAGAUGGCGGCAUGGCGAUGCUCGCCUCUGGCGCAGGGUCGCUGGGGUGGGCUUUGGGCAACGCCAUCGGCGCUUGUCUGGGGGAGUGCGAGGUAAGGAAGCAAGGCGGACGGGGGUACAAAUGCGUGGUAGCUGUUAUGGGCGACGGGUCUUACCUCUUUGGUGUUCCUGGGUCAGCGUUCUGGAUUGCGAGGAGGUACGAGACGCCCUUCUUGACCAUUAUCUUAAACAACGGCGGAUGGAAGUCUCCGAAACUCUCGUUACGGGGCGUCUAUCCAAACGGCCUGGGUUCCGGUGCCCACCCAGACAGGCUGACCGUCGGCUUCGGGCCCAGCUUGCCCGACUAUUCCCAGAUCGCGGUUGCUGCGAGCAGUGGGUGGGUUUAUGGGCGCAAGAUAGAGAGACGUGACGAGAUAGAGGAGGCCAUUAGGGAGGCUGUUAGGGUGGUUGUGGAGGAAAAGAGAUGCGCUGUACUUGACUGUGUGUUGGAAGGUAUCGAGUGA
This is a messenger RNA of Gloeophyllum trabeum ATCC 11539, 1878 nucleotides long. Its product is annotated as thiamine diphosphate-binding protein. The transcript has 7 exons. Gene Ontology annotation, biological process: L-valine biosynthetic process. Gene Ontology annotation, molecular function: flavin adenine dinucleotide binding; thiamine pyrophosphate binding; acetolactate synthase activity. Lineage: Eukaryota; Fungi; Basidiomycota; Agaricomycetes; Gloeophyllales; Gloeophyllaceae. The record is from RefSeq and is a predicted model, not a curated record. Bases 1 to 1878 code for a protein of 625 amino acids. Gene Ontology annotation, cellular component: mitochondrion; acetolactate synthase complex.